CUCGAUCACUUGCUCGUUUGUACAAUCGUACAGGUUUGAGAGGAUCAAUAGUAGUGGACUGACCUGUGUGGUAUCGGUUGUUGUUUUACUUUUGUUUUAAAAGACUUUAAUAUUUAUCAUUUAUAAAUUGAAAAGUCAACACAGGCAAUAACAUUCCCGAGAUGUCACGUGAUAGCGGUGCAUACCAGGAACAACGUUCAUUUAUCAUCAUUAUUGUUUUUGACAUUUCAACUUAUGGCCUUAACUAGUUUCUGGUGGCCAGCGAUGAACCAAUCGUGCUCUCCUUGUGGACUUCCUGUCAUCGUCACACUUCGCGUUGGUUUCUGAAAAGGAACAGGUGUAUCUUUUCUGUGGACUAAAUGGUCUCUGGAGAAUCAAAGUCUUAUUUCGGAGCAUCUCGUCUUUUGGACAGCAUUCAGUUUAUUUUCCUUUGAACCAGAUGGAGAAAUGUACAAUUAGAUCUAGAAAUAGACAGGUCUAGCAACUUGUGAUAUUCAAGUAACUGGAGUCUGUUCUCUAGGAUACGUGACCUCUCAUGACAUGAACGUGACCCACACGUUGCUGUAUGCUGCAGACGACAAUGCUACCCAACUCUACCCUGCCCUCAAAUGGCCCCUGUACAUUGUCUUCACCUUAAACGUGACCUACGGCCUCAUCUUCUUGUGCGCCCUUGUAGGGAACAUCAUGGUGCUGGUGGUGGUGGCCACUACGCCCUGUAUGCACACCGUCACCAACUUCUUCAUUGCCAACCUGGCAGUGGUGGAUAUUCUGGCGGCCAUAUUCUGUAUCCCAGCAACCUUAAUAGAUAAUAUAUUUACAGAGUGGCAGCUGGGCGCAUUGUUGUGCAAAGUUACACCUUACAUUCAAGGAGUGUGUGUCAACGCCACAGCCUAUGUAUUGGUAGCUAUCGCUGUAGACAGGUUUUUGGCCAUAUGUCUAAAUAAAGACAUGCACAUCAUGAAAAGAAGUGCUAUUAUUAUCAUCUGUCUUAUCUGGAUACUCUCGUUCAUCCUGUUGGCUCCCUGGGCGGUGUACUAUGAACAGUACGCGACCAACUCCACCAACUUCACCCACUCCACCAACCAGUCCAUCUUGCUGUGUUCACCUUUGUGGAGCGAUUACGGCCUGCAGACGACAUUCUUCAUUGUGGUGCUCCUCGUGGGCACCUACCUGAUUCCUCUCACAGUCAUUUUUAUAUGCUACGCCCUCAUCGCCCGGCGGGUGUGGUACCGGCGAGCCCCUGGGGUGGUGGGCGGCACCGACGUGAUCCAGCGCUGCAAAGUCAACGUCCUUAAGAUGCUGGCCACGGUGGUGCUGAUGUUCGCCCUGUCAUGGCUGCCCCUCUACGUCAUCUACAUCCUGAUGUACUUUUUCUACCCCAUCAUCUCACUGGAGGCGAUCAGGUGGGUCACACCCGUGGCCCAGUGGCUGGGGCUUAGCAACUUUGGAAUCAACGCCUUCAUCUACAGCUUCUUUUCACAGAAAUUUCGUAGAGGCUUCUUCCGUUUGUGGCUGUGCAUGACCUGGAGAAGAACUCCACAGCGAGGAAGUCUAUCAACCAGACGAGUGACAAGGACUGUCUCAGUGGACUCCUCAAGUCUGGCCAGGUACUCUUUCUUGACCAAAAUAAAAAGCCAGGUCAGCAACGGGCAGCUUAAAAAAAACAAUUCCCGUACACAAAUGACGCACUUAAAAUCUCGCAAGAAAAGAGAUUUAUCUUGUACUUCCUCUUUGUCCUCUGAGAAAGAUCAGACCUUUGUUUGAAAGCUCACAACCGCCAUCCAUCUUACGAAACUUAUAAAAAGGUCAUGGACCACUAUGUCUCAAUAAGCUUUAAUGAACAUGGUGACUUGCGCGGAGGAUAUAUUCGUCAAUGUAUUAGGUAUCAAGGCAAAGAGUCAUGAUAAAGAGCUACAUCGCGUGACGAGACCAGUGACAGGCGGGAUACAUUCUCACUCUAGAUCUAUAACAAUAAGGCUCCUCUUCGAGUCCGACGAUUAAAGAGGAAUGCAGUAUUUCCCGUGUAUACGCAGAUCUAGUGUCUGUAAUAACAGAAUGACUGUGUCUUGUUGGACUAGCUGAAAGGAUCAAGGCGCUCUAGUUUCAGUGAGAACUACUUCCUUGAUUAGCACACUCAAGAUGAUUGGACUACUGUGCAUUGUUUGUGUUUGGUUAUGUUCCUACACUUGUUGCAUGCUACAUGAGGCCUAGACUGUUCCUACACUUGUUGCAUGCUACAUUAGGCCUAGACUGUUCCUACACUUGUUGCAUGCUACAUGAGGCCUAGACUGUUCCUACACUUGUUGCAUGCUACAUGAGGCCUAGACUGUUCCUACACUUGUUGCAUGCUACAUUAGGCCUAGACUGUAAAUACUGUGUCAUAAAAGAAAGCGGAUGCUUUUGAACAUUUUUAAUCUGGUGAUAAUGGCUUGACCCAGUGGGGGCAUGCGCAGUCUAAAUGCUCACACUUCCUAUAUCAAAGGGCCAAUACUCUCAUUGUUUCUCCUCCCCCCCUCCCAAGCAAGUUUCCCUCCUACCCCUUCGAACUGGGCACCGCUAGUGUCCUCCCCCCCCCACACCAAUAUCAUUUUAUUUCAUUUGUUUUAUGUAUAACUAUGGUUGACUUCUCUGUUAUUGUGUAUGUUCCCCCCCAAGUUUUGUUAUCGUGUUCUAUAAAGAAUUCCAAGAGGACAAAAAAAGUGCUUUCAUAUGUUCUGAUCAGAAAACUCGGCAAGGAUUUCAACAAUGUAUUUAAGGCUUGGACUCCGAUGGAGAUAUAUAUAAAUACAAUGCUAUAUUUUCAACAUGAUUUCCAAGCUAAAGUGUGUUGUUGAAUAAUGAAUGUCACAUGCCUUAGUUUUAAAAAAAAUGAAAGAAAGGCAGAAAAAAAAAGAACCAAAUU
Molecule: messenger RNA, 2902 nt
Organism: Biomphalaria glabrata
Lineage: Eukaryota; Metazoa; Mollusca; Gastropoda; Planorbidae
Product: neuropeptide SIFamide receptor-like
Exons: 5
Coding region: 541-1764 (407 amino acids)
Biological process (GO): G protein-coupled receptor signaling pathway
Cellular component (GO): membrane
Molecular function (GO): neuropeptide receptor activity; peptide binding
Source: RefSeq, a predicted model, not a curated record